AAUGCUACCAUAUUGUUUUGGAUGUAAGAAAAAGAUUAAUAAGCUGAAGCAAUGUGUUUGUUCACUUUGUCAUCAUAAAGUCCAUUGGGCUUGUUUAUCAGAUGGAUUAUGUUCUAUAUGUUCAAGUCUUGAUAAAAAAAAAAUCAGAAUUAUUCUGAGCAAAUGUGAUGAAAUUUUACAAGAUAAAUCUACCAAUAAAGUCUCAAAUGCUGAAAAUAUAGAUCUAAAUCAUACAAGAGAAGAGAUAGAUGUGCAAAAUAUAAUAAUGGAUGUUGAUCAUGAAGAAGUGGUUACCCUUAUUGAAACACUGAAUUGUGAUGCAGAGUACAGGCUUGUUGAUAAUCUUAGUGAAAGCAGCCCUCUGCAUGGAAAUACAUUACAUUUGAAUGAGAAUGAUAUCAAUAUGGAGGAGUCCUUUGAAAGUAUACCAGAGGUGAACUAUGACAGCAAUGAACAAAUUAUUGAAAUGAAAGUGACAGCAAAACAAAAAGGAAAGACUGGCACCAAUGUUAGUGGAAAACGAAUAGCUGAAAAUGUUCUGCUUCCUUUUGCAAAUAUGGGAAAUAUUGUACAAGUUGAAAAUUGCAAAGAAAUGAUAAAUUAUCAUAGAAGAAAAUAUCGUCCCAAUGAACCUAUUGGAAGAAACUUUCUUAUUAAUAAUUGCUUUAUUCCUGAUGAUUUCUUAAAGAAAGAUGUCCUUGAAAAUAAUGAAAGAGUGAUUAUUUUUUCCACUUCAAAACAACUUAGCUUACUUGCAGUGUCAAAAGUCUGGUACUUAGAUGGAACUUUCAAGAUUGUUAAGGACCCAUUUACACAGUUAUUUUCAUUUCACUCAUUCCUCAAAAAAGAAGGUGAAUUAAAACAGGUUCCUCUUCUAUAUGCAUUCAUGUCAUCAAAAAAGAAAAAAGCAUAUAAUCUGUUAUUCAAGUGCAUUAAUCAACUGCUACAAUAUAAGGAACCAAAAAAGAUAAUUAUGGAUUUUGAAAAAGCUAUUUGGAAAGCUGUGUUAAAUAAUUGGGAAAAUGUAAAUCUGUCAGGAUGGUUAUUCCAUUGGAAUCAAGCAGUUUAUAGAAAAAUUCAGGAGCUUGGUUAUUCUACAGACUUCAACAAAAAAAAAUGGACAAUGGUUUGA
Messenger RNA from Dimorphilus gyrociliatus, 1132 nucleotides. The record is from the annotation of a GenBank genome assembly. NCBI's taxonomy places the organism in Eukaryota, Metazoa, Annelida, Polychaeta, Dinophilidae.